This is a messenger RNA of Astrephomene gubernaculifera, 919 nucleotides long. The record is from the annotation of a GenBank genome assembly. Lineage: Eukaryota; Viridiplantae; Chlorophyta; Chlorophyceae; Chlamydomonadales; Astrephomenaceae.
UCGGCUAGCACGGCAGCAGCGGCAGCAGGUGGAGCAGCAGGAGGAGCAGCGGCAGGAGGAGGAGGAGGAGGAGCAGUGGCAGGAGGAGGAGGGGCAGCGGCGGUGUCCGGGGGUCCUGCUGCGUGGGCUGGCAGUCUGGGUGUGGAGGAGCUGGUGGCGGUGGUGGCGGAUGCGGAGAUGGUCCACCAGGCGCUACUCGGCCCCUUCACCCUCUCCCUCCUGGAGGUCGCCUUCCCGCAGCAACCACCCGCAACCACCCUAGCACUGGUCCAGCAAGCAAACCAAACAGCAACAUCAACACCAACAGCAGCAGCAGGAGGGCUUGAAUCCACGCCCACUGCAUCCGUAGCAGCACCAACAGCGGAAGGCAGCAGCAGCAGCAACAGCGCCCUAGUGACAGCAGCCCAGGCAGUCCUAGCAGCUCUCCAAGAAGCCGCAACCGCCGUACAAUCCGCAGGCCGCUCCCUAGCUGCCGUACUAACCGAUGAGGUGGUUGACCGUUGUGUGGUGGUUGUACGACAGCUCAAGGGCAUAACCGCCACCUACCGCAUGACCUCCAAGGGGCCGCCCUCUCGCGCCUCGCACUACGUGGGCGGGGUUUUGGCGCCGCUGCGGGGGUUGCUGGAGGGGUCUGCGGCGAAGAAGAUGGGGCAGCAGGAACAGCAGUCGCUGCUGGUUGCGCCGGUGUGCGAGGGCGUGUGCGGGCGCUACGGGCAGCUGGCGGAGGAGCUGCUCAGCUCCGUGCGCAAGACGGAGAGCAGCCUGAAGCGGCUGAAGAAGGCCAAGGCGGGAGGAGGAGGAGCAGGCGGAGAGGAGGACCCCACCGCCGCCUCCCUGCUGUCCGACUCGGACAAGAUCACGCUGCAGCUGCACCUGGACGUGUUGGAUCUGGGGGCGCACAUGGGGGUGCUGCUGGGGG